AUGUAUCUUAAUUUACAAGCACAUCCAGAUAAUGGUCUAGUUAAUCAUUCACCUACAUCAUCCAUGCCAUUAGUGACUUAUGUGCAUAUUGCAAACAAUACAACAGUGUCAAUUGAUAUACCAAUGAAUGACAGUGAUGGAGAUAUGAUUCGAUGUCGUUUUGCAAAAUCAAAUAAUAUAUUAGGUGGAAUUCUUGUAAAUGAAUGUCAAGAUGCCUGCUCCACUAUAGCACUUCCACCAUCGGCACAAUUUAUAUCAAUAAAUGAUACAUACAGAUUGAAUGUCAACCUAACAUCUCCUGGUACCUAUGCAAUAGCAAUUCAAUUCGAAGAUUUUCUUGAAAACUCUACUGAUAUACUUAGUUCAAUACCAUUUCAAUUUAUUUUAAUAGUAGUUAAUGAACUAAGUGGGACAUCAAAUGAUUGUACUUACUUGCCGACAACUAUCGAUAUCCAACCUGAUUCUCCUUCGUGUGAUUCUAUUCUCACUGUUCAAAUGAAUAUUCAAUAUACGUUUACAGUUAUUGCUAAAAUAGCUUGCUUAAAUAAUACAAAAGCAUCUAUUACAAAUUUUAUGACAUCAAGUCCACAAGGCAUGCUCAAAGGAGAUAAUAUAUAUCCACUGACAUCAACAUCAUAUGCUAUCAAUCAUACUUGGAUACCAACUGGUGAUCAAUUGCAUCAGACAUUAAUUUUUUGCACCAUUGCAAUUGAUAGUCAAUUCUAUUCAUCGAAUCAAUAUUGUUUCUAUUUAUUUGUUGAAAAUCAAACCAAACUAACAUCAAAUGAGUCAAUAGCGUCCGAUUCAAAAUCAGUUGCGGUAGUGACACUGAACCAAGUAACACCACAAUCUAGGUUUGGAGUAGCUCUCACUUCUGACACUACAACCACAACCACUGAAACAACAACAACCACUGUGACAACAACAACCACUGUGACAACAACAACCACUGAGACAACCACAACAACUGAAACAACAACAACCACUGAAACAACAACAACCACUGAGACAACAACGACUACGGAAACAACAACAUCAACAACAUCAACAACAACAACUUCAACUACCACUACAACAUCAACAUCAACAUCAACAUCAACAACUUCAACCACCACAACAGCAACAUCAACAACAACAACUUCAACUACCACUACAACAUCAACAACAUCAACAACGACAACAACAACAUUUACUACCACUUCAACUAAACCCCCCAUAUUAGUACACUGA
Messenger RNA from Rotaria socialis, 1230 nucleotides. Lineage: Eukaryota; Metazoa; Rotifera; Eurotatoria; Philodinida; Philodinidae. The record is from the annotation of a GenBank genome assembly.